Messenger RNA from Chaetomium strumarium, 831 nucleotides. RefSeq lists its product as uncharacterized. The record is from RefSeq and is a predicted model, not a curated record. Bases 1 to 831 code for a protein of 276 amino acids. Lineage: Eukaryota; Fungi; Ascomycota; Sordariomycetes; Sordariales; Chaetomiaceae. The transcript has a single exon.
AUGAGCAUGCUCGUCUACAACGUCAAGGGCUUCAAGACUGAAAGACUCGACAAGCAUAGUCGUCCUACCGAGUACUGGGCCGUCAUAGCAGAGGGCCAGGUAUGGCCGUGCGGACCUCGCGAAACAGACCUUUAUAACAAGAAGCGGCCUUCUUGCCAAGAGGUUCUGGACAAAAUGAACAUCUACUGGCGCUUCGGUAAUAUUCCCGCUAAGGAGCCUACGCCCGAGCCUCAGUUGCCGCCACUGCCACCCGGAUACUACGGAGGAGGAGGCGGCGGCUCCGGUUACCACCCGGGCUAUGCUAGUGGCCCCGUUCAGCCCACGAGCUACGGGUCCAACCCCUUUACAUCGGACGCUGUGGCCGGCUUGGGCCUGGCCUAUACCCGAAAGGGUGUCGCUUAUAAUGCGGCCAAGCGUGGGAAAACUCCCGUUCCUCUCAACCGUACUAGCAGUAGCAAGCCAAGCACCAAGGCCGACCCCCCCGGGAGUCGCAAUGCCCGCCCUCCCAACACCAAUCCCGCCUCCUCCCUGAGCGACUCGCUUGGGAGACUGUCCCUCAAGGACAAGGGUCACAAGGGUGCCGGUGCCCCCGUCCAACAGCCAAGGGACUAUGCCGUUCGCGCCUACGGCUACCACGCCCAGCCCCAGGGCACCGCGGGGCCCGGCAUUGGCGGUAGGGAUAUUAUGAAAGUCAAGCCCCCGGGCAGCGUCUCGUCAACUGCCACCGGGACCAAGGACUCCUGGCACGGACAAGAAGCCACCCCGCACGGGUUCGGGUUCGCAGGCCGCCCCGGCUGGCCAGGAAGUGGCCGCUCGUCACAGCAGAAAUGA